Merops nubicus (carmine bee-eater) is the source of this 1109-nucleotide messenger RNA. RefSeq names its product mannan-binding lectin serine protease 1-like. NCBI's taxonomy places the organism in Eukaryota, Metazoa, Chordata, Aves, Coraciiformes, Meropidae. The annotation marks the transcript as partial. Gene Ontology annotation, molecular function: serine-type endopeptidase activity. The record is from RefSeq and is a predicted model, not a curated record. The transcript is spliced from 3 exons. Gene Ontology annotation, cellular component: blood microparticle. Gene Ontology annotation, biological process: zymogen activation.
UUGCAGACUGCAAGGCGCCGCCGGAGCUGGAGCAUGGCUUUGUCACCUUCUCCUCCAGGGACAACCUGACCACCUACCGAGCAGCCAUCCAGUUCCACUGCCAGCAUCCCUACUACCACAUGGCCCCCAACAGCACCGCCACCUACACGUGCGACGCUUCGGGAGCAUGGAGGAGCGAGGAGCUGGGGACCAAGCUGCCGUCCUGCCGACCAGUGUGUGGCCGGCCGGCUCGUCCUCUGCCUGGGAUCAUUAAGCGCAUCAUUGGGGGGCGAAACGCAGAGCCCGGGUUCUUCCCCUGGCAGGCCCUGAUUGUGGUGGAGGACAUGUCCCGGGUGCCCAAUGACAAGUGGUUUGGCAGCGGGGCCCUGCUCUCAGACUCCUGGGUGCUGACGGCCGCCCACGUGCUCCGCUCCCAGCGGAGGGACAAGACCGUCAUCCCUGUCUCCAAGGAGCACGUCACCGUCUACCUGGCCCUUCAUGAUGUGAGGAACAAGAUGGAGGCCGUCAACCGGACAGUGGAGAGGAUCAUCCUCCACGAGGAGUUUGACAUCCAGAACUAUAACCACGACAUCGCUCUGGUCAAGCUGAAGGAGAAGGUGACCAUGGGGAAGUACGUCAUGCCUGUCUGCCUGCCCCAGUUUGAGCACGAGCUGGAGGGGCCUCACCCCAACACACUGGGGCUGGUGGCUGGCUGGGGUAUCUCCAACCCCAACAUCACAGUGGAUGAGAUCAUCAGCUCGGGCAUGAGGACGCUGUCCGACAUCCUGCAGUACGUCAAGCUGCCGGUGGUGCUGCACGCAGAGUGCAAGACCAGCUACGAGUCGCGGUCGGGGAACUACAGCGUGACCGAGAACAUGUUCUGCGCCGGCUACUACGAAGGCGGGAAGGACACUUGCCUGGGAGACAGCGGAGGAGCCUUCGUCAUUCAGGACCCAGGAACCCGGAGGUGGGUGGCCCAAGGCCUGGUCUCCUGGGGCGGCCCGGAGGAGUGUGGCAGCAAGCAGGUGUACGGCGUGUACACCAAAGUCUCCAACUACGUGGACUGGGUGGAGAAGAAGACGGGCUCCUCAGAGCGGUGGACAUUUCUGGAGGCAGAGCUGGAGAGAUGA